This is a messenger RNA of Melampsora larici-populina 98AG31, 252 nucleotides long. RefSeq lists its product as uncharacterized. Gene Ontology annotation, biological process: positive regulation of mRNA splicing, via spliceosome. Gene Ontology annotation, cellular component: spliceosomal complex. The annotation marks the transcript as partial. Lineage: Eukaryota; Fungi; Basidiomycota; Pucciniomycetes; Pucciniales; Melampsoraceae. The transcript has 2 exons. Gene Ontology annotation, molecular function: RNA binding. The record is from RefSeq and is a predicted model, not a curated record.
UCUAGUGAUGUUGUCAAUCCUGGCAACAAUUUACAUGUUUCAGGCAUCAGUCUUCGUGUCGAAGAUCGUGAUUUAGAAGAACUUUUCUCCAAAUAUGGCAAGGUACUAAAAUCACAAUUGAUGCGUGAUCCUCAUACUCGUGAUCCAAGAGGUUUUGGAUUUGUCACAAUGGAAACUGCUGAGGAGGCAGAAGCUGCUAUUGCUGGUCUUCAUGGGACUGAACUGAUGGGCAAACCGUUAUCUGUUGAAAAG